Messenger RNA from Necator americanus (New World hookworm), 1452 nucleotides. RefSeq lists its product as uncharacterized. Gene Ontology annotation, molecular function: phosphate transmembrane transporter activity. NCBI's taxonomy places the organism in Eukaryota, Metazoa, Nematoda, Chromadorea, Rhabditida, Ancylostomatidae. Gene Ontology annotation, cellular component: membrane. The record is from RefSeq and is a predicted model, not a curated record. Bases 1 to 1452 code for a protein of 483 amino acids. Gene Ontology annotation, biological process: phosphate ion transmembrane transport. The transcript has 15 exons.
AUGGAGAAUCUAGUCACAACUACUAUAGAAGCAGUGGCCACGUUCGACCAGCAGUCUGUGCUAUGGGCUCUGAUAGUUGGGAUCAUUCUGGCGUUUCUGCUUGGAGCAGGAAUGGGUGGCAACGAUGUUGCAAAUGCUUUCGGCACCUCAGUUGGCAGUGGAGUGCUAACUGUCUUUAGGGCCUACAUUCUUGCAAGCGUCUUCGAAACAUUGGGAGCUGUGUUAGUAGGGUGGUCGGUGACAGACACAAUGCGAAAAGGUGUCAUCGAUACGGACCAGUACCUGAGUACCCCAAAGGCACUCAUGUUAGGACAGGUUGCUAUAUUAGGAGGUUGUGCUGCAUGGCUUUUAAUAGCGACGCUUCUCAAAAUGCCUGUCUCAACGACACAUUCGAUUGUUGGCGCAACACUCGGUUUUUCGAUAGUUUUGCGAGGAUUUCAGGGAAUCCAUUGGAUGAAGAUCGUUAAUAUAGUUAUCUCGUGGUUCCUAUCACCUGCAUUGUCAGGAACGAUAUCAGUCAUUCUCUACAUGAUUGUAGAUUUUACAGUUUUAAGAAGGGACCAUCCAUUUGAAUGUGGUCUUCGAGCGCUCCCAGUAUUCUACUUUGUCUGCAUUGCAUUCAAUGUGCUGAUGGUUACAUGGGAUGGAUCUAAGUUAUUGCAUUUCAACGAGAUCCCCGUCUGGGGAGCAGUAAUAAUCUCACUCUGCUGUGGGUUCAUAGCGGCCAUGUUUGUCCAGUUCUUUUUGAAACCGAGAAUUAACAGAAAAAUUCAAGAUGAACUUGCUUCUAAACCAAAAACACAAAGCGUCACUGUCAACUCCGACUUCGAAACAGAUCGUUACAUAAUUGGAAAAGAAGUGAAAGAUAUCGAAAAUGGUGGUACUGCUUCUAGUGUUCGCUCCUUCUUCAGUUGGCUUCUUCCGGAUGGAGAACGGGUGGAGGACGAACAAACUAUUAAACUGUUCUCCAUCAUUCAGGUAUUCACCGCCUGUUUUGCCGGUUUUGCACAUGGUGCCAACGACGUUAGUAACGCAAUCGCACCACUCACUGCUCUCGUUGCUAUUUACAAAGACAAGAAUUCCCGGCAGGAGGAAGAGGUUCCCAUUUAUAUCCUACUCUAUGGAGUUUUUGCUAUUUGUGUUGGAUUAUGGACGUUAGGCCAUCGUGUCAUUAAGACCGUGGGUACUAAUAUGUCCGAAAUAAAUCCUGCAACUGGGUUCACAAUCGAAUUCGGUGCGGCUAUGACAGCUUUGAUAUCCAGUAAGCUAGGGCUACCUAUCAGCACUACACAUUGCCUGGUUGGAUCAGUGGUAGCUGUAGGUGUUGUGAAGUCACGUAAAAGAAUAGAAUGGUCUAUAUUUCGAAAUAUAGUCAUAUCAUGGAUAGUCACUUUGCCCGUUGCUGGUUUGAUCUCUGCUGGUAUAAUGCUUCUGCUCCAGCUCGCUCUUUAA